Messenger RNA from Trifolium pratense (red clover), 1333 nucleotides. RefSeq names its product probable transcriptional regulatory protein At2g25830. The record is from RefSeq and is a predicted model, not a curated record. Bases 46 to 999 code for a protein of 317 amino acids. Gene Ontology annotation, cellular component: chloroplast. Lineage: Eukaryota; Viridiplantae; Streptophyta; Magnoliopsida; Fabales; Fabaceae. The transcript has 8 exons.
AUAGGAACAUAUCCUUCGUUCACCGGUAUCUGUUAUUAUAAGACGAUGAGAGCGUUGCGAGUUGCACUUCAUCUUCACGCUUCCUCAACUCGCGUUUUCUCCACGCGCCUUCAUUCUUCAUCACUCUUUCUUCACAGGACUAAUAUCUAUUUUUCACCGUCGUUGUUGGAUGCAAAUGUAAGCUUUAUCAAUACUGAUUAUGAUAACAACCGUCGAUUUAGAAGAACGAUAUGGACUUCUACUCCUGUUUGUAUGGGCAGACGUUCCUGCAAAAUUGCUGGUCGAAAGGAAGCCCAAAAUGCAAAGAAGAUGAAACUAUACAGUAGGAUCGGAAAGGAAGUUGUGUCUGCUGUAAAAAAAGGUGGUCCGAAUGCAUCAACAAAUUCAGCCUUGGCUGCUGUACUUGAGAAAGUAAAGGAGCUUGAUGUGCCUAGAGAUAUUGUCGAGCGCAACAUCAAGAAAGCAACUGAGAAGGGGCAAGAGGCUUAUAUCGAGAAAAUUUAUGAGGUUUAUGGUUAUGGAGGAGUUAGUAUGGUAGUUGAGGUAUCAACUGAUAAGAUAAAUCGUUCUGUGGCAAAGAUUAGAGAAGUGCUAAACAACUGUGGAGGAAAAAUGGCAGAUUCUGGGUCUGUGCUGUUUAAGUUUAGACGUGCUCGGGUAGUAAAUAUUAAAGUCAAUAAUACUGAUAAAGAUCAGCUGCUUGGCAUUGCUUUGGAUGCUGGAGCUGAGGAUGUAAUUGAUCCUCCAACAUAUGAAGAUGAUACUGAAGAGGAUAGGUCAGAAAGGUAUUAUAAAAUUGUUGGUUCUUCAGAGAACUAUUCAUCUAUACUAUCGAAGUUGCGAGAGGAGGGCAUAGACUUUGAGUCUGAUAAUGGUUCUGAGCUUCUUCCAAAUACCACAAUUGAGGUAGAUGAUGAGGCUAUGGACUUGAACAAGGAACUUAUGAGCAAAUUACUUGAGCUUGAUGAUGUUGAUGCUGUUUAUACAGACCAGAAAUAGUCAUUUUAUAUCUUUAAGAAGCUGGUUUGCAAACAAAUCAAGGGUAGCUGGAUGCAUGUUUUCCGGGAAGGGAAUUUCUUUUUGAAUUUUUGAUUCAUAAUUGAGGUUAUAUAAAUAAUUUGUUGUCUAAUAAAUGGAAUAUUGCUAGUUAAGGCAACAAGUCUCACACUAAUGAUUAGUAUUCAUAUCUGCAUGUCAACACUUAUGACUUUCUAUAUGUUUCAGUAUACGUGAACAGCCAAGAUAGGGGAUCCGUAUAUUUUUGCUAAUUUUAUACAUAUAUUUGUGAAUUUUACAUGAAUUAUAAUUUGAAAAUGCUUUAACGAAUUUAAAA